AUGGCUGCUGCACCAACGAUUGAGCCUCGCGGGCUCGGUUUGGCUCAGCUCAUCACCUCUAUCACGUUCGGCAUCCUCACUACCGUUGUUGUCUUUCUGAGAACGUUUAUCCGCUUGAAGAAUGGUGUUUUUGGAGCUGAUGAUCUGUUGAUGGCCAUUGGAUAUGUUCUAUUUGCCAUCCUCGUUGGUGUAAGCGCUCGGUCUACAUACUACGGAGUAGGCCAGCGAGAUGCCGUUCUACCGGAAGGUAUUUACCCUCAUGUUGUACCAUGGCAUCGUGUGGUUGCGUGGAUAACACUUGCUAUGGCUGUCAUUUGCGCCAUGAUUAUCUUUAUCAGCUUUUUUGUGCUUUGCAGGCCACUGUCAGCAACUUGGAAUGGCAACGGUAAAUGCUCACCUCCUUCGGCCUUGGGUAGCCUGGCUUGUUUUAUCUCGGCUUCCUCAAUGUUGACCGACAUCGUCUGUGCGGCACUACCUGCAUUGAUGCUAUACAAAGCGCAGAUGAAAUUAGCCACAAAGGUCUCUAUCAGUCUGGUGCUUGGGCUUGGUGCUCUUGCAUCGGUUGCUACAAUUAUCCGAAUGCCAUUUGUUAUGUUUUACUUCCACCCUAAUCCGGACUAUCUUUAUCGGCAUUGCCAUGUUUCUCUAUGGAGCAUCGUCGAAGGAGGAAUUGGUGUUAUAGCUGGUUCUCUCCCUGCUUUAAGAAAGUUUGUCAAACGCUGGGUUACCUUUGACAGCUCGGCUCGCCAAUAUUCUCCACCUAAGCAAUACGGGGGAUCGCAUGGGUUAGGUAUUACGAGUCAUAUCGGAACCGCAAGCCGCGUAAAAGGGUACAACAUAUCACGAGAUGUGGAGAAUGACGCGAAGGACCACUGGGAAGGCCUCGAUGACGGCUCAUCGAGGAGAGGGAUCAUCGUUACCGUGGAUGUGGAGAUGCAUACAUUGGAGAACAAUUCAGAGUCGAUAGGAUCUCGUGUUUCAGAUGAGACAUAUACAAGACCAGCUUAG
Molecule: messenger RNA, 1008 nt
Organism: Fusarium proliferatum ET1
Lineage: Eukaryota; Fungi; Ascomycota; Sordariomycetes; Hypocreales; Nectriaceae
Exons: 5
Coding region: 1-1008 (335 amino acids)
Source: RefSeq, a predicted model, not a curated record